AUGGAUGAAGCGUUCGACCUCGACUUAGCUUUAACGAUGCCUGAAUUAGAAGAUUCAACAACAGAGCGGAAUAAGAGUGACCUUGAAGCUCAAUCAAGGGUGGCUGCUGCCCGGCUCACGGUGGAGAAGAUGCCGACUAUGGGUGGAGGCGGCGGUGAAUGCGCGGUCUGCGUAGAGGGCUUUGGGUCAGGCGGCGGCAAGCAAGUGCAUUGCGGCCAUGUUUUCCAUGAAAACUGCAUUUUAGAGUGGCUGUCCAUUCAUAACUCGUGCCCCUUGUGUCGUUGCAAUGUGCCCCACGCCUCUUGA
This is a messenger RNA of Salvia splendens (bonfire salvia), 306 nucleotides long. Its product is annotated as E3 ubiquitin-protein ligase RING1-like. Bases 1 to 306 code for a protein of 101 amino acids. Lineage: Eukaryota; Viridiplantae; Streptophyta; Magnoliopsida; Lamiales; Lamiaceae. The transcript has a single exon. The record is from RefSeq and is a predicted model, not a curated record.